This is a messenger RNA of Phytophthora sojae, 405 nucleotides long. RefSeq lists its product as hypothetical. The record is from RefSeq and is a predicted model, not a curated record. The coding region runs from base 1 to 405 and encodes 134 amino acids. The transcript is spliced from 2 exons. Lineage: Eukaryota; Oomycota; Peronosporomycetes; Peronosporales; Peronosporaceae.
AUGAAAGCCAAACUGUCGGCCUGCCUGCUUUUUCAAAUGGAAUACCGAACGCUGGUUGGCUACAUUGAGACUGUUAUUCCUCUGCUUUACGCGGUGUACAUCUCGAUUCUAGUGCGUUUACCAAGUGCCCAGUACUACCCUCAUGCGCGUUCUCUGACUUCAGAACAACUGAAAACGAGUAUCGCACUGUACUCGGCAAGUGAGAUUAUUUCUCUGACUUGGCUACACAUGAUGGUGAAACGCAAGCUCGGUUUUUCAUUGUUCUAUCAGUUGGCAUUUGUGCUGGAAACCGAGAUGGAGCAGCUUCAAGGCCGAUUAUUCGUGUGGAUUAUUAUUUUAUUGCAAAUCACGUUGACCCAUUUCGGUAUGGAUUUUACAUUCCGCUUUGCGUGGCUGGAUCAUUAA